Molecule: messenger RNA, 2759 nt
Organism: Marchantia polymorpha subsp. ruderalis
Lineage: Eukaryota; Viridiplantae; Streptophyta; Marchantiopsida; Marchantiales; Marchantiaceae
Source: the annotation of a GenBank genome assembly
GACACAGUAUAAAUACUCCCUCAUGCAACUCCUCGCAUUAUUUGGUGACCAUGGUGUCUCGCCGAAGAGUUGGAGGGUAGAGCUUGGGCAUCCUUCAAGUCAUAACCCCAGCACAGCCCCCUCUGGAACUCCUGGCGGCGCGUGCAAGGUGGCGGGAGGACUCGACGAAGGUCUGAGUUGAGCUGAUCAGCAGCUUUUGUGUGUAUCUUGUCAACAGGUGGCAGGCUCUUUCUGGUCGUUUGUACUGUUGAAUAUUUCUCGGGCACUUCGCUCCUCGACUCCAGAACUUCAACAGAAUCUGUGUGCCUUAAAUCCUAGUGAGGCCGUCGGCAGCUGGAGAACAUUUGAACUUUCGGGUGCGAGGGAAGUCAGAAGCUGCUCCUUUUCACAGCGAGGGUUCAGUGGACAACUAGCUCUCCCACGAAGACGUUUCUUUAUCUUUCUUCUGUCACCAAGUCUGAGCUGGGCAGCGGGGAUUCUUGAGCGGUGGUGUAGAAGAUUUUGAAUCGCCGCGAGCUCGAAGGAAGCGACGCGAGGCACUACACUGCAUUGAGUCGGGAUAUAGUGUCUGAAGUCUAUCAAUGGGAAACAGAGGAGCCCGACUGUGUCUGAUCCUGCUAUGUUUCAUACCUGUUCUCGUGGAAGGGCGGGCAGGGAGCAAGGGGAAGAAGUUUCAUACGCUCCAAAUCAAUGGCCCGCCGGAUUACAGCUCGAGGGUAGCAGAUGCAGCGACGUUUGCGGGCAGUACACAAUCCCAACACGACAAGUCCGAUGGACUUGUAGUCGAAUUGUGGCACAGAAAUUCGCCGAAUUCACCAUUUCUUCCCAAGGAUGCGAAGCACGAAGACCUCGUGAAGCAGAGUCUUCUGAGGGACAAGCAGCGUCUCGCGAUGUUUUCCGACAAGAUUGAAAUGGCGUCCCGAGGCCUAACGAUGAACGACCUCAGCGUGCCCCAAGACCCAUCGUCCAUCAGUGUGGAUACAAGUUCUGAUACCGCCAAUCUGGUAAGCCCGGUAAUAUCAGGACUGACUCUUGGCAGUGGGGAGUACUUUACGAGGAUGGAGGUUGGAACCCCAGGGGAAGGUACUUAUCUGGUCGUGGAUACUGGGAGCGACAUUCUUUGGAUGCAAUGCAACCCAUGCAGCCAUUGCUACUCGCAGCAUGAUCCCAUAUUCAACCCCAUGAACUCAUCUUCUUUCGAUGUGGUUCCUUGCUAUUCAAGUUCCGGUUGGUGCCAAGCUCUAAACGUCGGAGGCUGCAUAGAAGACAAGUGCCUCUAUCAGGUGAGUUAUGGAGAUGGUUCCUUUACUAUCGGGUACUUGUCAUCGGAGACCUUCACCAUGGGCACUACCAAAGGAGGAGAUAAGGUGAAAAUAAAAAACGUUCCAUUUGGAUGCGGAUAUGACAACGAGGGUCUUUUCGUUGGGGCAGCCGGAAUUUUGGGCCUGGGGAAAGGCAGUCUGUCAUUUCCUAACCAGCUGGAAUCUCGAUACUCAAGGAGAUUUUCCUACUGCUUGACCAACAGGGAGAGUGGGGAGAAGACAUCUAGCUCGCUGAUAUUCGGAGACGCUGCCAUCCCUACGGGUAGUUCAAAAAUAAAGUACACACCCCAGCUAUUCAAUGAGAAAAUUCCCUCGUUUUACUACGUGGGGCUGACGGGCAUCAGCGUGGGUGGUUCAUUGCUGGAGAUACCGUCUGAGACCUUUCAGCUGAAGACGAAUACUGGCAAGGGAGGAGUCAUUGUUGAUUCGGGGACUUCCAUCACCUGGUUCAAUUCUGCUGGUUACAAUAUUGUGAGAGACGCGUUUCGGGAUGGAACUGAAAAUCUUCCUGGCACUACUGCCCCAUUUGACCUUUUCGAUACUUGCUACGACCUGUCGAACUUCACGUCCGUGGAGGUGCCUACCCUGACGUUGCACUUCGAAGGAGGGGCGGAACUCGACCUGCCAGCCAAAAAUUAUGUCAUCCCGGUGGACGAGAUAGGCAGAUACUGCCUGGCAUUCGCGUCUUCUUCGAGCAAUUUUUCAAUCAUCGGAAAUGUCCAGCAGCAAAAUUUCCGUGUUGUGUACGAUAAUGUGGAGGGUCGCAUCGGUUUCGAGCCGGACCAAUGCUACUAGAUAUUUUCAGGGCAGGUUGAAUCCACUUGAGGCCCCAUACAAACUGGACAGGCGUGGAAUUGGAGCUGAGAGGAAAAGUAUCAGGAAGAGCGAUGGAAAUGUUCAGCGAGAAGCGUCAGCAUUGGAUGGAGAGGCAAAGAAGAGCAAGAAGGAGCUAAAGAUGGAAGCUGAAGCAAACCGAGUGCGGGAGGCAGCUUUAGCUCGAGAUUUCUUCCGAAAGUUUUGGCCAGAAAAUUUGUGAAAAGCAUGUGUCACUUUCUCCACAGAGUAGAGUCUCUGUCCUGUGUAAACCUCUGCCAGUUGCUCAGUUACCAUUUUGUUGUCAGUAGGUAAUCGUAUAUUCACAUAUGGAGUCCACAAUGUUCUGAAGGUUGCCAUUGCACCCAAACUCUGAUUGUAAAUAUAUCUCCACCUUGCAACAUCGCCUGUGUGAUAUCUUUGCAUCUGGACUUCUGUCUGAUCACACAGGGUAAAGCAAAGUCCAGUAGCAGUACCGAGAGGCCACGCCCAAAGUUAUGCCGUGGGGCAAUUUCCUCCUUGCUCGUGAGCAUCAUUAUCGGCAAAUUGCAGUUGGUUCCUCUGAUAUUGUCGUCUUGUAAGAAGAUAGAGCCUUCGGUUACUCAUCUGGAUCUUGAUAAAGCA